CAAAACCACGACUCUGGCUUCAGCUGGCGCAUCCGUAAUAUACUCUCUCCCCGCACAUUCCUCCUCCCUUCCCACAUCAACACUUUUACAUCAUUUGGGAUCUUUGUUGAUACCCAUACAUAGCUAGCAACUAACGUCAUUCGGUUCUAGCUCUCCGCAUCUAUAGCGGACCUCUUGAAGAGCUAUACCCACCUCUUCUCGUUAAUAAGGAAACCGCACAUCAUGAGCGGUGUGCAAGAACUGCGAUAUGACGGCCAGACCGUUGUUGUGACUGGUGCUGGCGGUGGUCUAGGUCGCGAGUAUGCGAUCUUCUUCGCCAGCCGCGGCGCGAAUGUCGUUGUGAACGACCUCGGUGGAAGCUUCAAGGGCGAGGGCGGCAGCUCAUCGGCCGCAGACAAAGUCGUUGAGGAGAUCAAGUCCGCAGGUGGUAACGCGGUCGCCAACUACGACUCUGUCGAGAAUGGAGAGAACAUCAUCAAGACCGCAAUCGAUGCCUUUGGGCGCAUUGAUAUCCUCAUCAACAAUGCUGGUAUCCUGCGAGAUGUCAGCUUCAAGAACAUGAAGCAGGCGGACUGGGACCUCAUCUACAAGGUCCACGUUCUCGGUGCAUACAAGUGCGCAAGAGCUGCAUGGCCGCACUUCAGGAAACAGAAGUAUGGAAGGCUUAUUAGCACCGCUUCCGCUGCUGGCUUGUUUGGCUCUUUUGGCCAGACAAACUACUCUGCUGCUAAGCUUGCCCUCGUUGGUUUCACCGAGACUCUUGCAAAGGAGGGCCUGAAGUACAACAUCCUCUGCAAUGUCAUCGCCCCGAUCGCAGCCAGCCGAAUGACCGAGACCGUCAUGCCUCCAGAUGUCCUCGCGAAGCUGAAGCCUGAGUGGAUCGUUCCUCUCGUCGCCGUCCUUACACACAAGUCGAACACCAAGACUGGUGCGAUAUUCGAAGCUGGUGGAGGCCACAUUGCUGAGUUGCGCUGGGAGCGAGCCAACGGUGUUCACCUGAAGGCUGAUGAGACCCUUACACCCGGUGCUGUUGCAGCUAAGUGGAAGGAUGUCGUCGAUUUCUCGAAGCCAGAGCACCCACAAGGCCCUGCCAAUGCUCUUGAGCUGCUCGAGGAGGCUGGCAAGCUUCCUGCCAACCCCAAGGGUGAGGAGCUCGACUUCUCAGGCAAGGUCGCCAUUGUCACCGGCGGUGGUGCUGGUCUCGGCCGUAUCUACGCGCUCCAGCUGGCCAAGCGUGGCGCAAAGGUUGUCAUCAACGAUCUCGUCAACCCUGACGAUGUUGUUCAGGAGAUCCAGAAGCUCGGUGGUCAGGCUGUCGGUAACAAGGCUGAUGUCCAGGACGGUGAGGCUGUUGUCAAGACAGCUAUCGACACCUGGGGUCGCGUCGACAUCGUCAUCAACAACGCCGGUAUUCUUCGCGACAAGGCCUUUGCCAACAUGACCGAUGACCAGUGGGACAUCAUCCACAAGGUUCACUUAUUCGGUACCUACUCUGUUACAAAGGCUGCUUGGCCCUACAUGCUGAAGCAGAAGUACGGCCGUAUCCUCAACACCACUUCUACCAGUGGUAUCUACGGAAACUUCGGCCAAGCCAACUACGCCUCGGCCAAGUGCGGUAUCCUUGGUUUCUCCAAGUCCCUUGCCCUUGAGGGCAAGAAGAACAACAUCUUUGUCAACACCGUUGCUCCCAACGCUGGUACACAGAUGACUCGCUCCAUCAUGCCUGAGGAGGUUGUCCAGGCCCUCAAGCCCGACUACAACGCACCCCUCGUCAUCCUGCUCGUCUCUGACAAGGCUCCCGUACCAACUGGUGGCCUCUACGAGAUGGGCUCUGGUUGGUUCGCUGCUACUAGGUGGCAGCGCACUGGUGGCCACGGCUUCCCUGUCGACGUCAAGCUCACUCCUGAAGCUGUUCUCCAACAAUGGGAUCGCAUUACCAACUUCGACGAUGGUCGUGCCGACAACCCUUACGACAAUGCCAGUGGUCUCAAGUCGAUCAUGGCCAACAUGGAGAACACCAGCAAGAAGAGCACGAAGGAGAAGAACUCAUCCAAGAGCAACGAGGAGAUUCUCAAGGCUCAGCAGACAGCUCUGGCUGCCAAGUCGCAAGGCACUCCUUUUGAGUACACCGAGAGGGACGUCAUUCUUUACAACCUGGGUAUCGGCGCCAAGCGUACAGAUCUCCCCUUCGUAUACGAGGGCGACGAGAACUUCCAAGUCAUCCCUACAUUCGGUGUGAUUCCUCCCUUCAACGCCGAACCACCCUUCUCCUUCGACGACAUUGUGCCCAACUUCGACCCGCGCAUGCUUCUGCACGGCGAGCAAUUCCUCGAGAUCCGCAAAUUCCCCAUCCCCACAGAAGCCAAGCUCGUCGCCGUGCCUAAACUCGUCGAAGUCGUCGACAAGGGCGCUGCCGGGCUGGUCGUAUACGGCUCCGUGACCAAGGACGCCAACACUGGCGAGGAGAUCUUCUAUAACGAGUCCACCGUUUUCAUCCGUGGCAGCGGAAACUUCGGCGGUCAGAAGAAGGGCGGCGACCGCGGCGCAGCGACAAAGGCGCACAAGCCGCCUCAGCGCGCGCCCGACGUUGUUGUCGAGGAGAAGACGACAGAAGAGCAGGCCGCUAUCUACCGUCUCUCGGGCGACCUUAACCCUCUGCACAUCGACCCGCAGUUCAGCAAGGUCGGUGGCUUUGACACACCGAUCCUGCACGGACUGUGCUCGUUUGGCAUUUCGGGUAAGCACGUGUUGCAGAAGUUUGGGCCGCUCAAGAAUAUCAAGGUCCGCUUUGCGGGUGUCGUGCUGCCGGGGCAGACGCUUGUUACUGAGAUGUGGAAGACGGGUAAUACGGUCACGUUCCAGACUAAGGUGAAGGAGACGGGCAAACUUGCUAUCUCGGGCGCUGGUGCAGAGCUGCUUGGUGGUGGAAGCAAGUUGUAGGUGUUGAGAUGUGCGUUUAGCGAUGCGGUCAAGAGACUGCUGCUUUGUUCGAGCUGGCGUUGGGUUGUGUCGUUGUAUAUAUGUACUGCUAUGAAUUUAACAAGUAUUUCAC
Macroventuria anomochaeta is the source of this 3052-nucleotide messenger RNA. RefSeq names its product multifunctional beta-oxidation protein-like protein. The record is from RefSeq and is a predicted model, not a curated record. Gene Ontology annotation, molecular function: oxidoreductase activity. Bases 223 to 2940 code for a protein of 905 amino acids. Lineage: Eukaryota; Fungi; Ascomycota; Dothideomycetes; Pleosporales; Didymellaceae. The transcript has 4 exons.